GAAAGUUAAACAGAAGCUUCUGUCUGUCUGUGUCGCCGCGGAGUUACUGCGCUGUUUUAAAAGGCUUCUCACUUCCUCCUCUUUAUUCUUAACAGGCAAAAAUCCCCACAUUUUUAUCCGUUAAACGCCGACGCGUAACGCAACAUCUGCUUUUUAGUUGGAAUCGCAAAAGUGCAUUUAAAGCGCAAAUAAACGCGCGAUCGAUGGUGGCUUAUUUUGGAGGUGUGUGAAUUGUAGUUUGCGAGCUGCGGAUUGUGCGUUUAAACAAGUUUGCCGUGGGUUUUGGAGCGAGUUUAACAUAUGGCUGAAAGGGGCGCACAGCUGGAGGUAGCGUUUCCAUUGCGGUGAUGUCAGAGCAGCUGACUCCACAGCUUGCAGUGUAAUUAGCAAACAGAGCAGCAGUUGACUCACUCGGCUCCGAGUUUGCCACCUUACACCGCCGCGAAUAUUGACAAGUGCCGGGAGAUAUCCGCGAGCGCGGCGGGGCAAGUGGAGUGUCGCCGCGGAUGGAACAUGUGCGGGUUAUGAAGGAAGAAUGGAGUUCCCAGACCAUAGCCGCCAGUUGCUGCAGUGUCUGAGUCAGCAGCGAACCCAAGGUUUCCUCUGUGACUGCACUGUUCUCGUCGGCGAGGCUCAAUUCAAGGCGCACAGAGCCGUGCUGGCCUCCUGCAGCAUGUACUUCCACCUCUUCUACAGAGACCAGCUGGACAAAAGGGACGUUGUGCAUCUGAACAGUGACAUUGUGACAGCCCCGGCUUUCAGUCUGCUCCUUGAAUUUAUGUAUGAGGGGAAGUUGGAGUUCCGAACUCUGCCAGUGGAGGAUGUCCUCGCCGCUGCCAGUUACCUCCACAUGUACGACAUAGUCAAAGUUUGUAAAGGCAAGCUGAAAGACAAGGAGCUGUCUUCUCUGGACGAGAAGAUGGGCGAGAGUCUGGGGCUGGCCUGCCUGGACCAGGAGAAUUCUUCGGACGGCGAGCUGCACAGCAAGCAGCUUGUGCUGCGACAGCACCAGACGCCGUCUCAGGGGGCUCCCAGGGCCCCCCCAGCAGAGGAGUUUGACAUGGACAAGAGCGAAGUCAGGCUGGCUGUCACCAAUUGUGAGAGGUCUGCGCAGGGCAGGCAGAAGGCGAACGGUCACUCUGUCAGGUCCCCGGACCUUGUAAGUGUCAAUUAUGUGUCAGCAGAGGCCGAAGCCUGUGUCCAAACAGCUGGAAAAACAAAAGCUGAUGUCAGUAGUUCUACCGUGUCGCUGUCCCUGAGGUCCCGGGCUUCGGAUGACAUGGACUGUGCGCUGGAUUUGUCUUUCAAGCCUCUGUCUAGCAGAGAUCCCUUACACCCCUCCUACGUCUCAGGACAGCUGGCCCUCGACAGCCAGCAGCAGGGCACUGAGCCACUUGUUAAAGACGAACACGACUUGCUGUCAGAGCAGGAGGACAGUGAGCCGAUGAGCCCUGAGAGCCAGCACUUUGGGAAUAGUGCCAGGAGCGCGGUGGUGACAGGGUUCGCUGCCCUCUUCCCAGGCAACAACGGCUCCACCGCGGCCCUCCUCUCCCAGGAGGAGGACCUGAUGGACGAGGAAGGGGAGGCCUGCCGAGGGAGGGAGGGCGCGCCCGGCAGGGAGCUGGAGGAGAGGAGGGGUCGUCUGCUGGGGGACAGCGAGGAAGAGGAGGAGGACGACCUGGCCUCUUCAGAUAUCUCCACCUCCAGCGGCGUGCUCCUGCCGCCGGGCCAACAGGUGUGCGUGUGCCCGCUGUGCAGCAAAGUCUUCCCCAGCCCCCACGUCCUGCAACUGCACCUCAGCUCACAUUUCCGCGAGAAGGACGGCGCCCGCUCCAAGCUGUCGCCCGACGGCUCGGUCCCCACCUGCAUGCAGUGCAACAAGACCUUCUCCUGCAUGUACACGCUGAAGCGCCACGAGCGCACGCACUCCGGCGAGAAGCCCUACACCUGCGGCCAGUGCGGCAAGAGCUUCCAGUACUCCCACAACCUGAGCCGCCACGCCGUGGUCCACACUCGCGAGAAGCCUCACGCCUGCAAGUGGUGCGAGCGGCGCUUCACCCAGUCCGGGGACCUCUACCGCCACAUCAGGAAGUUUCACUGUGGCCUUGUUAAGACCCUCGCCAUCGGAUAGCGCCUCGCCUGUGCCAUGACAAUGUCUCCUCACACACCGGCGGUUUUGUUAGAAACUCGUUUCUCCGAACUCACAUCUUCAAUAUGUAGCAACUUGUAGAGCUGGCUGCCAGUUUGACGCGGCUUCUAUGGAACUCAUCAGACUAGGCUCUUGUUUGUUUAUGUCAAUCCAUUUGAUUUGCUGUGAGGCAAACGUGAGAAAUACUAACACUUUAAUACAAUCGACAGACUUUAUUUGUGCACAAGUGAACCGUCCGCGAGUAGCAAUAUCUGAUUUUCUUUCACUCCUUCCUUAUCAUUAUUAUUAUUAUUAUUAUUAUUAUUUAUUUAAAGAUAGUAAACUAUCAACUGGGCAGCGAAACUACUGGAGCUAGAUUUAUGUUUGAGUAAACCACCGUAUUGUUUUCUUUUUUGUUUCUCGCUAAAAUAAGCUUGUAUGAAAGGAGCAGACUUUAUUUUUUAGGUAAACAGACGAGGCAUUUUCUGCCUUAAAUACUGGUGCCUACUGAGUUCUCAACCCAGACUUGAGAAUGUGGCGAUAAAAUGCUUCCCCAAAUCGAGAGGUUCCUGAUCCACCAGUGCCCUUAUUUUGAAAUGAAUGUCAAAUUUACAAGUGAUUUUUGUUCUUCAUUUCAAUCUAAAUUGUAUGCAGAGGCAGGCUUAACUUCAAACAUUAAAAAAAGCAGCUUGGGGAAUCUGGUACUUUAAAACAGGCUGCACAACGGGUCUGUUUUUGAAGUUACAGCUUUGAAUGUAGCCAAGAUGAACCUGACAAUGAGUAAGAAACAUGAAAAGUAAAAUGUAGAUGUGAAUAAUUUUCAGUUUUUGCUGCAGUUAAUUGAGCUAAUUUAUAUGAAUUCAAAACUCCAUUAAGUCAUGCGGAUUAUUGAUCAUUUUCCUGACAGAAUGGGCUUCAAAUUUAUUAUUUUAUUUAAGACGGAACAUUAUUACAAUUGACUUGUAAAGUUAGAUUUUUCUUUUUUUAAGCAGCAAAAUCUUGGCAUUUUCUGUCAUCAUUCAUUUGUGUAUUUAUUAAAAAAAGAAUAAAAUAAAUGAAGAAAAACACAAUUACUGCGUUAAUAAAGCGAGACAAAUGUCUCUUAGAACCUUCAGUUAAAGUUGAAAGCAGCAAGCUGAUGCCCUGCUAACAUUCUAAUGUGGCUAACUACAUUGAAAAUAUCAAGCACAGUGUGUUGUUUUCUCUUUUUACUUCACUCUAAAAUUGUAUUAGAAAGUUGCAUUGGAUGUUGCAUCCUCUUCACAUGUUUUACAGUACCAGAUUCAAAAACGAAUAUUGAAAAGACACAGAAAUAUACACAGAUUGUGGACUCGUCCACAUGACUAUGACUUUACUGUCCAGCUUCAGUUUGAAUUCGUCCCAGUGGGCCUCUUUUGUUAUCCUCCGUUGUGGUCUAUGAAGGAAAACUAACUUCCCGGUCAGAAUUUCACCUUGACGUCGACCCUGACUCAACCCUGCGGUGUCACCUUUCGCCAUUGUCCGCGGUUAUCUGGGCGGCCGAGGCGAUUCACCAGACUUCCUGCUCCUGCCGCACUUGCUCGCUCAUGCGAUGACCUGGGUGGAAGCGGAGGAGCCACCGGUGACGUGGCCUCGGAUCAUCUUCACCUUCUGUCAUCUCGCUGGAUGUGUGAACACUACUGAUUAUCUUUGACUCAUCUGUCCUGAAAAGACUUGAUCAGAUUUUAUUUAUUAGUUUGGUUCAGGGUUUACUCUUGGUACGCGUUCACUGGUCUGUUUAUCUACCCGAAUCCAGUUACUGUAAUCUUUACUUUGUUCUUGGAACAUAGAGAAGCACUUGAUUUUUUUUUUUUUUUGGCAUUGAACUAUAGUCUCAACACUUUCAUCUAGGCUGCUAUUUUUGUGUAUUUAAUGUAAAUAUAUAUCUAUUUAUCAACACUGGUUUGUGGAGGGGCGUCAGGUGUCUUAUUGAGUUACAAUUCAAGUGGACAAAUCGCCAGAGUUUUCCGCCACAGGAAGUAGUUGUUCAGCCAUCGUGAUUUGGCCGCAAACAGAAAUCAGACAAUACAGCCAUUGUUCGCGACCCCCCCACCCCACACCCCCUCGGUCAGGUAGUUCUCAAGGGAUCUUUGUAGAUCUCUGUCCGAGCUGUGGGGGGAAACCGCCGUCUCUCUUUGCACAUUUCUGUAGAGAACGGAGGCACUGGAAUGUGAGAAAUGUAUUUAGCAAAGGGAAACCGGUGAGACUGUACACAGGUGUAUUGUUUGGACGCAUCAAAGGACCACCGAACGAAGAUAAAAGUCUCAUUGUUCUUGGAGUGAUAGCACAUCUGUCCUGAGAUUUGUGUGUCGAUAAUUCAUCCCUGCCACUCUUCCACAAGUUUUUUCUAAGGCUAUGUUUGCGACACAGCUGAAAAAAAAGGCCUUAAAACAAUGGUUGCCAUGGUGAUUUUGAUGUGUUCAGAAAGAAAAUGACUGCCUUUCAUACAAAUAUAGCCUUAGAAGUAGAGCUCAUUCCUGACCGUUUUCCUUAUUAAUAAGAGGUCCACAGUAAAUAUUUCAUGAAUGUAAGGUCAGCCAGGAUGUUCAUCGCUGUACUAAGUGUCUAGGACUCGAGCAAUUCAAAAUCUGUUCUCAUCUGACUGGCUUUUAUCAUGGUUCUCUGUAGUGAAGGAGCCCCGACUUGUCUCCUCGGGAACCUUUUGUUUGGGUCGUGCGACCUAUCAAAUGCUGUUUUUCCCGAAUGUAUUUGUGUUUCAUCUGAAGUGAACUCCGACUCCAAGCUCCAGUGUGAUCGCCACGUGUGCCUUGUCGUCACAAAUCGGUGCAACACCUGGAGAAACCCGGUUCAGAUCUUGGCCGCCUUUCCAAGUUUGUCUAAGCGUUGAGAUUGGAUUUUUCUGUUCAGUAUGAAGAGGGACAUGCAUGAGCCGACGGAAACAAACUUUAUUAGUCGCUGUUGAAUGUCGAACACUGAGAUUGUUGUUUUGGUGGAAGGCGCUUCAUUCAUGCUGUACGCCCGCUGGAGCCCGAGGCUUCGUCCACGUCGCCCUGUUUUUACUGUGCUAGUUACAGACCUGGGUUUAAAACUUUAAUCCCCACACAACUGAAGGAAAAUGUAUUUGAUUCAUUUUUUCAAACGGUUUAUGUAUGCAUUCAAAGUCGACUUGAUGUGGCGAUGAAGUCACAGUGACAGAAGAGAAAAUAACAAACUAAAAGUCACUUUCAAUUCUGACCAGAGCUUGAAUAAAUGACACAUUCAAGAUGCUUUUUGUUUCGGUGAAUUUGGCUCUCGCGAUGAAAACAUUGUCGUGUGGAUGAAGCCUUGGACGUCGUCUUCUGCAGGACUGUGAACUUGUCUGAGAUAUUUAUUGCUGUGCCCCUUUUUCACGUUUGUUUAAGAAAAAAAAGGCUUCCUAAUGUCAAACAAGAAUCUUUUUGAUAGACUUUGUAGAAGUGCCAUUAGAAUUUAAUAUAAUUUUUUAAUAAGAAAAAAAGUAUAUUUUAUAGUAACGAUUGCUUCGAAGUUAGCGGUGUAGAUAUUAGAUGACAAUCUUUACGCAGAAUUGACAUGAUUUAGGUAAUUUGAAGCGAUUCUGAAUUGUUUUUUUUUUUUUUUUUUUUUGGAGUGUGUUUGUGUGUGUGUGCUGUGAAAAUGUGACAAUCUUUGGAUUUAGGUCUUUAUGAAGAUUUAAGCAUAGAAUUAAA
Messenger RNA from Synchiropus splendidus (mandarinfish), 5814 nucleotides. It is a transcript of the gene zbtb42, whose product is annotated as zinc finger and BTB domain containing 42. Lineage: Eukaryota; Metazoa; Chordata; Actinopteri; Syngnathiformes; Callionymidae. Gene Ontology annotation, cellular component: nucleus. The record is from RefSeq and is a predicted model, not a curated record. The transcript is spliced from 2 exons. The coding region runs from base 536 to 2131 and encodes 531 amino acids. Gene Ontology annotation, biological process: regulation of transcription by RNA polymerase II. Gene Ontology annotation, molecular function: DNA-binding transcription factor activity, RNA polymerase II-specific; RNA polymerase II cis-regulatory region sequence-specific DNA binding; protein binding.